ACCCUUUGGUUUUAACAAUUUAUAAAUAUUUAAUUUUGUAAUUCCGAUUUUUUUUUCUUAGCAAAAUGUCAGCUGGAAUUUCAAAAGAACACCUGGAACAAACAUUAAAAGAGAAACUUUCGGCGGACCAUGUAGAAGUUAUUGAUACUUCUGGUGGGUGUGGACAAAAUUAUGAUGUAGUUAUUGUUUCUUCAGUAUUUGAAGGUAAAACUCUUUUGCAAAAACAUCGAUUAGUAAAUGAUGCUGCAAAAGCCGAGAUUUCACAAUUACAUGCUUUUUCACAGAAAACUUACACACCAGCACAAUGGGCCGAACUAACAAAUAAAAAAUGACCAAAUAAAUAAGAAAUAGCGAUUCUGCAAUUUUUUAUGUUAUAUUGUAUAUUGGCCAAUAAGUUCCUAAAAUAUAAAUAAAAAUUAUUAGAUGUUUUUUUUUC
Rhizophagus irregularis DAOM 181602=DAOM 197198 is the source of this 436-nucleotide messenger RNA. RefSeq lists its product as uncharacterized. Gene Ontology annotation, cellular component: cytosol; nucleus. Lineage: Eukaryota; Fungi; Glomeromycota; Glomeromycetes; Glomerales; Glomeraceae. Gene Ontology annotation, biological process: intracellular iron ion homeostasis. The record is from RefSeq and is a predicted model, not a curated record. Gene Ontology annotation, molecular function: 2 iron, 2 sulfur cluster binding.